Messenger RNA from Triplophysa dalaica, 4905 nucleotides. RefSeq names its product ephrin-B1 (gene efnb1). Gene Ontology annotation, molecular function: ephrin receptor binding. Gene Ontology annotation, cellular component: plasma membrane. The record is from RefSeq and is a predicted model, not a curated record. NCBI's taxonomy places the organism in Eukaryota, Metazoa, Chordata, Actinopteri, Cypriniformes, Nemacheilidae. Gene Ontology annotation, biological process: ephrin receptor signaling pathway; axon guidance. The coding region runs from base 912 to 1931 and encodes 339 amino acids. The transcript is spliced from 5 exons.
CCACUGCGUUGUGUACGGUGUACGGGACUGACUGUGGACGCACCGGAUCCGCGGCCAACAACUUCAAACAACACCCAACACUGGAAGACGCUCCAUUAACUCCCUGAAAAAGCACCGAGCUGCUGGAGUUUCCCCAUCUGUUUAUAUUAUCGGGAUGGAAUCGCUCGCUCCUUCAGGCACAGCUACCAGGAGCGGACAGUAGCCGAUAUCCCGUCUAUCAAAGGGAAGCCUUGAAACGCCGUGGCGAAAUCUCCAACCAACUGAAACAAUCGAAGAAGCCGCAGAGCUAGUUUUCUUUUAACGCGCUUUUCCCCCCACCGAACAGGCAAAUGGAGCCGGACAGGUAUUUUGGCAGUCCUGUGACUGAAAGUUAAGCGUUGUUCUUGGUCACUUUGAACAUGGAUAUUGGUCUAUAAAUUUCAGAUAAGAAGUCUUAUCGUGUACUACCUCGGGAUUUACGAGCAUCUCCAUGAACUAGGAUCAAAAGCGUAAGGAGUCUAAUUUUAAAUCUGACACAUGAUCAGGACCGGAUUUGUGCGCCAACCCGAACCCAACGUGGGUCUGACGGUCGUAAGCAGGGAAAGACCCGUUUACCUGGCUGAACGUCACUCAGAAUCAGGCGUGAUUUGACCUUUUUUAAGGUCAGCAUUAAAAAAAUUAACAAAUAGAUGAAAACAAGGUGCACACAAGCACACGCUGGCACAGAAGCCGUCGUGCCACAUUGCGAGACACCUUCUUCCUCCAGGCGACACACGUAAAAAUUGGGAUCUGGAAGUUUAACAUGGAGACCCUCCGCCGGGACGCCUGACCUGCACGCCACUCUGUUGAAUGUGGUUCGGGAAUCCGGAGUACAGUCGAUCGAAAGGAUCUUAUCUUCUUGCGGGGUCGUGUCUCUCCGUGCACCGUGUAAGAUGGCUGGAAGUGACGGCUCGUGGAAAUAUUAUCUCUGGAUUGUGACACUCAUGUGCAGAUACGCGUUACCCGCAGCCAAAUCAUUGGAGUCGGUCGUGUGGAAUUCACAAAAUUUUAAGUUUGUGUCUGGGAAGGGCUUGGCGAUCUACCCAGAGAUUGGGGAUAAACUGGACAUUAUCUGCCCCAAGGGGGACAUGGGGCGGCCGUAUGAGUUUUAUAAACUCUACUUGGUGAAGAAAGAACAGGCGGAGUCUUGUAGCACUAUACUGGACCCAAAUGUCCUGGUGACGUGCAACAAGCCAGAGAAAGACAUCAAAUUCACCAUCAAGUUCCAGGAGUUCAGUCCCAACUACAUGGGACUCGAGUUCAAGCGAUUCACAAACUAUUACAUCACCUCCACUUCUAAUGGAACGAUGGAAGGGUUGGAAAACAGAGAAGGUGGGGUUUGUAGCACGAGAUCCAUGAAGAUCAUCAUGAAAGUGGGCCAAGACCCAAAUGCACCAGAUCCAGAUUUAAAGGACCUCCCAGACCCAGACCAGGACAAUGAGAUCAAGGACCCCACAACAAGCCCCUCCCGCAAGAGAGACAGAGAUCGAGACAUAGAGGACAACGGCUCCAUAAUGCCCGGGAAAGGCACGAGAAACCAGGAGAACAAUUCUGGUUCGGUGGAAGGUAUUUUUGGCUCUAAACCUGCGCUCUUCGCUGCCAUCGGAGCGGGCUGUGUCAUCUUCCUCCUCAUCAUCAUCAUCCUCAUCGUCCUACUCCUCAAGCUUCGCAAGAGAACCCGCAAGCACUCGCAGCCCAGGGGCGCGACUUCCCUGUCGCUCAGCACUCUGGCCACGCCCAAAGGAGCCACCCAGUCCGGCUCAGAACCAAGUGACAUCAUCAUCCCCCUGCGGACAGCAGAGAAUAACUACUGUCCGCACUAUGAAAAAGUGAGCGGGGAUUAUGGGCACCCCGUCUACAUCGUUCAGGAAAUGCCCCCCCAGAGCCCAGCCAAUAUCUACUACAAAGUCUGAGGGAAAAGGGAGAGAAGUGACCGCAAUAAGAACAUGUUUUUGUAAGGUAUCCUGAAUCUUUUUUCCACUACCCAGCCCUGUUUGCUACAUGUCGGAGAUGAGGAAACGAGGAGCGAGAAAAGACUGCGCAGAUAACGCACAUCUCGAAUUUCCUUUUUUCUGAACACUGCACUGUGUGUAUGUGUGUCUGCAGGUCUCUGCGCAUUUAUGCGAAACAGCAGAGAACCCCCCACAGUGUGUGUGGCACUCAGGCACAAAGAACAGCCUUUAACCGAUCACAGUGGGACACUAGAUCGACAUCAAAAUACAAGAUGCUCUCAUUUGUGUGUUUGCUUAUUUUUUUGUCUCUUUUACAUAUCUCACUCCCACACAGUGUUUGCUUCUGUAUCACCUCAAUUCUUGUAGCUUUUAAACAGUGUUUCUGUCCAGAAAGUAACUUCUUGAACACUGUUAUAAACUCAUCUCAUUUCCUUUUGUCUCCCAUUCUACGUUUGAGGCAAUUAAAUAAAACAUACCCUUGCAUACGUACGUUGGUGUUCACGGGUCAGUACCACAAACAGCCUCUCGGUGGAAAAAAAGUGAGUGACAGAGAGAAUUUAAAAUGUAAGCCAGUGACAAAUCUGUGUCAGCCCUUACCGAACUCCCAGAAUGCUUUGCUAGAUUGUGUUUAUUUGAGAGAUAUUUCAGUUUAAAUUCUCACUCCUCUCUGCAGAAUACAAGUAGAUAUUUGCCGUGUUUUGUCAGUGAUGCGUGAAGUGCAGAAUAAUAUUUGUAUUUUGUAAUUUUUCUUCAUCUUUUUUCUCUCUUUCCCAAAGUGUUUUGAAAGUCAUUUUGUUAGGGUUUCGCCUCGACACCAUGAGCCUGUGACCUAUUUUCAGCCACAAAACGUGUAUUUCAUCGCAUAAUUUAGUCCACUUACAUGUGUUUUUUGUGUAUAAUUCAUGUCACACUGUCAUGAACAGUAUGAAACAGUCCCACACAGAAACCAAAUAUUCAUAAACAUAAGAAAUACAUAAAAAAGAAAUUAUGCCUUCAUCUCUCCUUGCUCUUAGAUAUGCACAUAAAUGAUCCCUAUUAGCAUACAAACACACUUAUUUAAAAAAAAAUAUCAGAAAUGGAAAACAAGCCCAUUGUACCGUCACAGAGAAUCUAGCGCUAGGUCUAUUUUUAUACGGACUGCACGUGAAAUGAUAAACAGUAAACAGUGGCGUCAGGUGUGUUUACGCCUAUGCUAAUUUGAAAUUAGAUGCAUUUGCAUCUGGCCUCAAGCGCAGCCAAUCAGAGAAGGCCAAUAUUUCUCUGUUGCUUUCUCAUGUUAUAGAUCUUUCGUUUAGAAAUAUUGCUGUUGUUUCUUUCCUCCCUCGCUUAUUUUAGACCCGAGAUCUUGUAAAUAAUGUAUGUUGGGAAAAAUUGUUGAAUAUAAAGCUCCGUUUUAUUAAAGACCCUGUUAAUGAAACUUUAAUUAGGAUUUUGAAAAAUGCAAAAACUUUUGUAAAUAUGAGUCUUUUUUUUUUAAAGACCUUUUGUAAGUAAAAUAUUUCCUGUCUCGUGGUUUUCCUUUUUUCUUUUUCUGAUUCGUUUGGUUGGUUUUUGAUUAAGGAGAACGGUUUUGAAAGGUCAGCCUAAAGCAGCAGCAGCAAGUCCCUUCACACAUGCGCACAUGCAGACACACUUCGUCCUCCCUGUUAUACAAGAGAAGGAUGCUAUUUUUGCUGUUAUUUUGUUUUUACAAAUAGAACCAGGUCAAAUAUUCCAUGCCAUGGUUCAUGAAGGAGGAAAAGAAGGAGAGAGACUUAUUACACAAGAGAUGCCUGAACACACACGAAUAUAUAAAAGCACCAGCAGGGUACAUGAAGAGAACUAAACCAGCAACAGCUAUCGCAACUAAGCGUGUGUGUGUGCUCGCCUGAACAGCUGUCCACGACAGAUCAGCUCUUUAUCAUUUACAUUGGACGAGCACUUAGCAGAAAUUCAUGACUUUGUUUUUGCCCUUAGAGAUGCAGGGGCGGUUUGGCCUUGAAAUCGUUUAUCCCAGAUUUAGCAAUAACUGUGGUUUUCCCUUCAAGCAAAUUAACAGAGCAUCAUCUGUGAAUUUCUGUGCCUGUAGUUUUACAGAACAGCAGUAGCGUGACUGACGGACUGUUUCAGCUGGAGGGAAUAAUGUUCUGUAGCUUAGCCUACGUCUCGUUGACGUUGCGAGGCAGUUGCUCCUUGUUUCUUGACUGAUUUGCUUGUACCAUAAAAACAAAGGGAGAUAAACCUUUUGCCAUCACAUUUGUCAGGUUAAAAGUUGAUUCUGCUCUUAUUCUGCGGUCAGACACCUGCGGUGUUGUGCGCUUAGUCGAACUGAGGAAACGGAUCUUUCUGACAUCUGUUAAUGCCAUUUCACCCAAUGAGGUUUACCGAAGUCGACUCAUUCGAAAAACCCGUGCAUUUACACAAACACGCACACACACUGUCUUACUCUCCCCCUCAAGCACAGAGACAGAUUGGUGGCGACUUUUGACCUUUUAAGGAUUAUCACAAUAUUAUGAGAAAGACAAAUCUAAUGAGAAAACCUUUUCCCUGACCUUGAUCCAUCCCCAUCAAAUCACAGUUCAUCCACUCUUUCACAAUAUGGACUUGUUCGUGGAGAGGGUCAGCGCGUCGCCUGGACCUCGGAGCGACUUCAGCAAAAACGCUUUUUUUGCAGCACAAUGUUUUCUCCCUCUGUCCCAGUUUUCAUUUUUUUUGUUUUAAUUGUUAUUCAGUCAAGUACAUUAUUAUUGUUAUCAUUUUCGUUUACUAAGAUUUUGUUGCAGAUUUCAGUAUUAUUAAGUUUUGAUGUAUGUGUUGGCAGUGCUGGUGCCCCCCGGUGACAGCAUUUCUUUAGAAUUCACACAGUGUCCUCAGAGUUCCCCCAUAUAUGACACUUCGCCAAGUCUCAACCCUCAGAAAGCAUUUAAAAGGAUAAAUAAAGUUUUUUCCUAUGGAA